This is a messenger RNA of Aspergillus wentii DTO 134E9, 1074 nucleotides long. Its product is annotated as MBL fold metallo-hydrolase. The transcript has 4 exons. Gene Ontology annotation, molecular function: transferase activity. NCBI's taxonomy places the organism in Eukaryota, Fungi, Ascomycota, Eurotiomycetes, Eurotiales, Aspergillaceae. The record is from RefSeq and is a predicted model, not a curated record. The coding region runs from base 32 to 1036 and encodes 334 amino acids.
GAACUCCAUCACAAGCCCUUAGAAUCUCAUCAUGCUUACCGAAAUCGACCAACUCGAGGUCCAUGUGAUCGUUAAUGAUGAGCUGGACCCCAUCUCGCCGAGUCCCAACCCUGCCGUGCAGGUAGCCAGCCGCUUUAUGGGGAUCCCACUCAGCCCGCUGGACUCUGACACCGAACGAGGCGGCGCCGAAAUGGAAAUGCGCAUGGACAACAUCUGCUGCGCGGCACAUGGGAUAUCCUUGCUCAUUGCCACCAAGGGCGAUCAGAAGCACUAUUUCCUCUUCGACGCGGGGCCGGAAGGUGACGUCUGGGAGAGAAAUUCUAGUCGUCUUCGAGCCCAGAUUGGCCAGAUCGAGCAUGUAGCGCUUUCGCAUUAUCAUCGAGAUCACUCAGGCGGUCUCACCAGGGCGAUUGAACUGAUCAACAAGAACGUCGAUAAAGAAAAGGGUGUUGUGGUGGACGUUCACCCGGACCGUCCUGCUUAUCGAGGCGUGCAGGCCGAUCGCCCGAUUUCUCUCGAAGCGGACCCAUCUUUCGAUGAAUUGGAAGCUGCCGGAGCCAUCUUGCUAAAAAGUGACCAGCCGCAUACUGCAUUGGACGAUUUCUUUCUCGUCUCGGGGGAAAUGCCGCGCGAGACCACCUACGAAGAUGGCAUCUAUGGAGGGCUCCGGUUCAAUGACGCCACCAAGCAAUGGGAGGACGACACGCUGAUUAUGGAGGAACGCUAUUUCAUGUGCAAUCUCAAAGGCAAGGGACUCGUUGUCUUCACCGGCUGCGGUCAUGCUGGGAUCGUGAAUACUUGCCGGGAUGCGAUUAAACUCGGCAGUGGCAGCCCUUUGUACUGCGUUGUGGGUGGGUAUCACCUGGCGGAUGCCGACGAGGCCAAACUGAACGCUACAAUGGCGGAUCUGAAAAAGCUGGAGCCCAAGGUACUGCUUGCAGGCCAUUGCACGGGCUGGCGGUUCAAAUGUCUUAUUGCGAGGGAUUUGCCUGGUUGUCUGGUUCCGUGCUUUUCGGGGAGCAAGUAUACUUUGUAGAAUAUCAAAAAUGAUAGUCCAGUUUGCAUCCCUAUCCG